Messenger RNA from Ricinus communis (castor bean), 1466 nucleotides. RefSeq lists its product as uncharacterized. Bases 165 to 1385 code for a protein of 406 amino acids. NCBI's taxonomy places the organism in Eukaryota, Viridiplantae, Streptophyta, Magnoliopsida, Malpighiales, Euphorbiaceae. The transcript is spliced from 3 exons. The record is from RefSeq and is a predicted model, not a curated record.
ACCCUUCUUGGAUCCCUCCCCCUUCGCACAAAACUCUUUCUUUCAAAACCUCAUUCUCUCUCUCUCAUGUAACAUAGAGAGAGCUUCUUCCUUUCUUCUUUCUUUUUUUUCUUUGUUUGGUCGAAAGCUUCUUCCCUUCUUCGUGUCUUCUUCGUUAGCUUUUCAUGGCUCUACUCACUUUCUUACCAGAGCAAACAGAGCAUGCGAAACAACCGUCUAAGCGCAAGGGAAAGCAGCAAAAGCAAAAACAAAAGCAACCAUCUUCAUGGGACCAAAUCAAGAACCUACUAACUUGCAAGCAGAUCGAAGGAUCAAGCGUACACGAUCCAUCAAAGAACUCUAAUAAUAUUGGAUACUCAAAACUAGGUUCUUCUUGUAGUUCCAUAUGCAGUUUCAGGGACAUUGUACAUGGCAACACAAGGGUUGUUCACAGAGCUGAUAAUUCACCUGAAAGUAGCACAGUGGGUCAAGAAACUGGUCUACUGAGUCGAAAAGCUACGGGUGGAUCAUCAACUCGGACGUUGGGUGGUUCAGGGAGAUCCAACGGCGGCGCAACUUACUCCUCGCACGUAUCAUCUUCAAGAGGCAUGCAAUUCAGGAAGCUUUCUGGCUGUUAUGAAUGUCACAUGAUCGUUGAUCCUAGCAGGUACCCAGCUCCAAGGACUACGAUAUGCACCUGCGCCCAGUGUGGAGAGGUAUUCCCAAAGACUGAAAGCUUGGAGCUUCAUCAAAAAGUUCGCCAUGCCGUAUCGGAGUUGGGCCCGGAGGACUCAGGUAGAAAUAUUGUUGAGAUCAUCUUCAAAUCAAGCUGGCUAAAGAAAGAUAAUCCGAUCUGUAAGAUCGAACGUAUACUAAAAGUCCACAACACGCAGCGCACAAUCCAACGGUUCGAAGACUGUCGAGAUGCAGUGAAAACACGUGCACUUAACAGUACCAAAAAAAAUCCUAGGUGUGCAGCUGACGGUAAUGAGCUACUAAGAUUUCACUGUACGACACUUUCAUGCUCGCUCGGCGCACGUGGCUCAUCCAGCUUGUGUGGCUCGAUUCCUUGUUGCGGUGUAUGCACCAUCAUAAGGCACGGGUUUCAAGGCAAGGAGUGCAAAGGUGUACGCACCACGGCGAGUAGCGGCAGAGCCCACGAUUCUCUGCUUGGUUGUACGGAUGGGCGGAGGGCUAUGCUUGUAUGCCGUGUGAUUGCUGGGAGAGUGAAGCGUGUGGCAGAUGAUACGCCGCCAGCUGAGGAAGAGGCGCUGGCAGCUGCUGGCUCGUAUGAUUCAGUAGCCGGGUAUGCUGGGAUUUACUCGAAUCUUGAGGAGUUAUUUGUUUUUAAUCCAAGGGCUAUCCUUCCUUGCUUUGUCGUGAUUUACAGUGCGCUUGAAUCUUGAUAGGAGGUAAAUCAACGGUUAGCGUUUAAUUGUGAUGAUUUGGCCUCUCCUUGUGUAUAUUAAUAAAAAAAAUUGUUAAAA